GAGGAGCCCAGCCUCCCACCGCUCAGUCGGUCGACACACAACGGCCCAGGGCCCCAGUCAGGCCUGCCAUCGUCGGUGCGGCUGCGGAGGUAGGACCGGCCCGGGGUUCGGGGGGUCCGGAUGGAUGGACAGAGGGACGCGGAGGACCCGGGACCUGCCCCCGGAGAGGGGGAGAGGGCACCCGGCCGGCCCGCACCGCACAGCACCGGCCCGGGCGGCCGACCGACCAGGACUCUUACAGGGGAACAAUGACAGCUCUGGAAGUGACUGGGGAAGUUUUAAAAGAUGAGCAGGGGUUUGAAGAAGAUGAAAACUAUGUAGUCUAUGGAUGCUCCCCAACCCAAAUUAUGGAAGAGACUCAAUAUAUAAAAACGAUUAGAAGUACCCUGGAGAAAAUCCGAAGCCAGUUUAAAGAAGACAACCAUAAGAUUAUAGUUCCCAAAUUUGGUUCCAAGCAGCAUUUUCAAAAUGUUCAAGAUGUCUCCCAGUUUGAACCGGAUGCCUCUCGGUCCAAUUUUAAUCAAAUUACCGAGAAGAUGAAAGAGAAAGACUUGCAGCUUUUGAAGAUUAACGAAGAGAAUGAAAUUCUAAAAAUCAAGUUGGAAGCCUCAAGAGAAGCAGGUGCAUCAGCUCUGAGAAACGUGGCCCAGAAAUUGGAUGAGACUUACCAGAGACAGUCUGAAGAAUUCAGAAAAAAACAUGAGGAUGAUAAACACUUAAUUCAGGUGGGCAACCUUGAAAAAGAACAGACCUUCAAACAACAUUUGGAAAGUUUGCAUCGAGUAGCUGAAAGACUUGAAGAUAAAAGCAGUCAAAUCACAGAAAUGGAGAAACUAGUGAAGAGAAUGGAAGAGGAAAAGAGAUUACUAAUAGAAAGAAAAAAGUCUUUUGAAGCAAAGCUACCACACCUCACAGUGAACUCUAAAAAUCCCCAAAGCUUUCAGAACCUUGAAAUGGAGAUUUCCACUCUCCAGGAGCAGAUUUCCCAUUUGGAGAAUGUGAUUCACUCCCAACAUCAGAACCUACGCAAUGUCAUACAGGAGACUGAAACCCUAAAAAAUGAUGUAGAAGAACAGGAUGAGAAAAUCGAGAAUCUGAAGGAAAAGAUCAUUGUCUUGGAAGCCCAGAAUAAAGUACUAAAGAAGAAGAUGGAUCUUUGGUCUGAGUGCACCAAGUUGAAGGUAUCCAAGGCAGUGUCCACAGGAGACUCCCUGAGUGAAAACACCUCCCCGUACUUGAUGCUUAUUAGACUGAGGAAAUGAAACAUCUCAAUUCAGUUCUGGAUCAUCACAGAUUUCCCAUUAUGAUGAGGCCUUUGAUAAACCAAUUCUUUCUUUCAGGGGCUUUGAAAUAUAGUCUAACUCCAAGGUUUAUAUUCUCAUAAUCAAAAGCACAUCCAGCAGUGGUAAUUAAAACAAAACUGUAGAGGGAGUGUCCUAUAGGAAGAAGAGAUCUAGCAGAAAAACGAGCAACAGAGGAAGGCAAAUAUUUCCUCAUUCCUGUGGUCCGGCUUCUCUUGGUCUAAUGGGAAAAUCUUCCCCUUGCCCAGGACAGGUGUUUACUGUUAUUUUAGAUCUUGUUUUGUAUAUUAAAUGAGACAGUCUUUUCUGUCUUAUUAUAGAUUCCCCUAGAACCAUUUCCCUUUUCAGAUAGGAAAUGCAGGUUAACCAAAUUCGUUCAUUCAAUCAUAUUUAUUGAGAAGUUAUUGUAUACGGAGCACUGUACUAAGCACUUGGGAGAGUACAGUACAGCAAUGAACAGACAUAUUAUUCCUUGCCCACAAUGAUCUUGCAGUCUAGACCAAAUCUUUCUCAGGCAUUGUUUCUUCCCUUGGGUUGGGUAUUGUGUGAAGUUGAUUAACAAUUAUAUUGCCGGUUCACAGAUGCUGAACAAGAAGGAGUUCUAUGAGGGGAGUCAGAGGGAAAGCAGGGCCUAAGCUAUCCUGAGAUCAACAGGCAGGGUUCUUGUCUCCUGUUUAGUCACUAAUAAUAAUAAUAAUUCUGGUUUUUGUUAAGUGCUUAUUGUGUGGCAGGCACUGUUCUAAGUGCUGGGAU
Ornithorhynchus anatinus (platypus) is the source of this 2054-nucleotide messenger RNA. It is a transcript of the gene CCDC68, whose product is annotated as coiled-coil domain containing 68. The transcript has 11 exons. Gene Ontology annotation, cellular component: intracellular anatomical structure. Bases 249 to 1262 code for a protein of 337 amino acids. Lineage: Eukaryota; Metazoa; Chordata; Mammalia; Monotremata; Ornithorhynchidae. The record is from RefSeq and is a predicted model, not a curated record. Gene Ontology annotation, biological process: intracellular signal transduction.